This is a messenger RNA of Episyrphus balteatus (marmalade hoverfly), 1331 nucleotides long. RefSeq names its product probable serine hydrolase. The coding region runs from base 206 to 1213 and encodes 335 amino acids. The record is from RefSeq and is a predicted model, not a curated record. The transcript is spliced from 3 exons. Lineage: Eukaryota; Metazoa; Arthropoda; Insecta; Diptera; Syrphidae.
GUGACAAGCGACGGACGUCAGCUGGACUGUCAUUUCAUUUCAUUUAUUAAAUUGUUCUUUGAAUAUUUUUUUGUAAUUUGUUCCUAAAGAUUGUAUUAAUUUUAUGUAUUUGCUGAUAUUUGAAACAAAUUGAAUAGUUUAAAAGUUGAAUAAAAACUUCCAGGUCAUAAAAAUCCUUUCCCUGUUCAUUAAAUGACUCAGGACCAUGACGUCACAAAGUUCAGAAGUCAAAGGUCCCAAGCGUUUCUCAGAUGCCGGAGAACUAACUGGCGAAAAACCUACUAGAGAGUUUGCAGAAAUAAAGAUUCCAGUUCCAUGGGGACACAUCUCUGGCAAAUGGUAUGGCCCACAAGAUAUCCGUCCAAUUCUUGGUCUACACGGUUGGUUAGACAAUGCUGGAACAUUCGAUAACUUAGUUCCUCUUCUUGCUCCCAAUGUGGCCUUCCUAUCGAUUGAUUUGCCUGGCCAUGGUCUAUCAUCACGUCUUCCAGACGGAUGCUACUACAAUGUAAUCGACAAUUUAGUUGUAAUUCGAAUGAUCAUGAAUCAAUAUCAAUGGAAGAAGGUUUCUUUAAUUGGUCAUUCGAUGUCAGGAAUAAUUGCUUUCUUAUUUGCUGCAAUUUUUCCUGACAAAACCGAAAGUAUCAUAUCCAUUGAUGCCUUGAAACCGCAUAUGAGAUCAGCAGAAAAAGCAAUCAGUUCGAUGGCAAGUCGAUUGGAAGAGUUUCUUAUAGAAGAUGAACGCAACCAAAGCGUAAUUGAACCGCCCAGUUACACAUAUGAUGAAUUAAUCGAAAAGCUAAAUCAUGGAUCGUUUUAUUCUGUGGAGAGAAAUAACUGCAAAUACAUGUUGGCGAGAAAUAUUCAAAGAUCUGAAAAAGAUCCAGAAAAAUAUUUCUUCUGUCGAGAUCGAAGAGUAAUGUUUUAUAAUUACGCUGUGGCGCCUCAAGAAGUUGUGGUAGAGAUGGCGAAGAAGAUAACUGCUCCUCAUAUGUUUAUUAAGGCACGAAGUUCAAUUUACUUUGAAGACAAAAAGUAUUAUGAUCAGGUGAUGGAAAUUUUAAUGCCAAAAGAGAACUUUGAAUAUGUUGAGGCUAAUGGAACACAUCAUUUGCAUUUAAAUAAUCCGAAAGAUAUCGUUGAUGAUGUUAAUAAGUUUAUUGAACGAUAUGGGCCUAAACGAGAGGUUCGAGCAGCUACAAGCAAACUGUAGGCUAAUAUUAUAGGGAUUUUGAUAAAAAUGUACCACAAUAGGUAUCUUUUUUAGGGGAGGGGAUAUUUUGUAGUUAAUUUUUUAUGUGAUUCAAUAAAUUCUUAUUUAUAUUUCAGUA